GAAGCUUUCCAGCUCUGUACUCAGCAGUGUCUGCUUCUCUCUGACUUCGUACAUUUUCUCGUACGCUCUAUCAUUUUCAUCGGCCAUGAUUCUCCUGCGCUUUUCUGUUUUAUUCCUGCUUUGUGGAAUCAUCUGCUGCCAAGAGUCUGUGAGCACUGCACCGACCGGUGACACAAAACUGCCUCAACCAGCCAAGCAGGACCAAGAAUCACUCCCUCUGACGACUAUACCAGAAAAUGUGACAGUGACAGUGGUCGACGGCCAUGAAUCCCAAACUAAAUCUGAUGCUACGCCAGAUGACCGGCAGUUUAUAGCAACAAGGAGGAAGUGUUGCGAAAAUGGCCGCCAGCACUUUUACAGGAAUGGGAAUUGCGCCAACAGGUCGAAGGAAGAGACUGAGGAAGUGGGGCUGUGGUGUGACAAAAAAUCCAUGGAGUGCUGCCUUUUUAUGGAAGCGUACUAUAUGGGGCCUGUGGAUGGGUGCCGCUGCCGAAAUAAACAUCAUAAUUCCCAAGGGACUAUACAAGAAGAUUCACCCAGAGAGAACGAAGCAGAAAAGUCAACUCAGUCUGAGAAAGUUACAGUGGUGGGUGGCCCAGAAUCCCAAACCAAACCUGACGCUACACCAGCUACACCGGGAGGAGACAAUGUGACCGUUAACUCUGCGACUCCCACAGAUGACCCGCAGUUUAUAACAAGAAGGAGAAAGUGUUGUGAAGAUGGUCGCCAGCACUUUUACACAAAUGGGAAUUGCGCCAACCGGCCGCAGAAAGAGAAUGAGGCAGUGGGGCUGUGGUGUGACCGAAAAUUCCUGGAGUGCUGCUCCUUUAUGGAAGCUUAUUAUAUGGGGCCUGUGGAUGGGUGCCGCUGCCAAAAUAAACAGCCUAGUUCCCAACUUCCCAGUCCAGAGAAUUUAUCAGAAGAUUCAUCCAAAGAUAAUGAAGCAGAAAAGUUGUCUCAGUCGGAGAAUGUGACAGUGGCGAACGGUGAAUCCCAAACCAAACCUGACACUUCACCAGCUACACCGAGAGUAGACGAUGUGAUGACUCCCACAGAAGACCCACAGUAUAUAGGAAAAAGGAAGAAGUGUUGUGAAAAUGGCCGCCAGCAUUUUUACACAAAUGGGAAUUGCGCCAACAGGCCGCAGAAGGAGAAUGAGGCAGUGGGGCUGUGGUGUGACCGAAAAUUCCUGCAGUGCUGCUCCUUUAUGGAAGCGUACUAUAUGGGGCCUGUGGGUGGGUGCCGAAAUAAACUGUGUAAUUCCCAACUUCCCAGUCCAACCGACACCACCCGUGUGACAAACACACCGCUGAACUAGUAAUGUAUUCAUAUAUGACUGAUUGGUGUUACAUACUGUACAUUAGUGAAACAAAUAUGCAAAGCUUCAAAUCAUUGCCCUGGAGGUCGUUACACCAUAAUCUCGCAACCACAUAACUCACACUUGGCGUUGACGCUCUUACAUUUUCAUGUAAUGCAAAUUUAAUAAACUUUAAUGUACGUUG
Molecule: messenger RNA, 1502 nt
Organism: Rana temporaria (common frog)
Lineage: Eukaryota; Metazoa; Chordata; Amphibia; Anura; Ranidae
Exons: 8
Coding region: 86-1318 (410 amino acids)
Source: RefSeq, a predicted model, not a curated record